AUGAUCCAGCUAAAAGUGUUCUACAAUAUUUCUUUUCCGGAGGAUCGGUGCGAACUAAUUACAGCGUACGAAAGUGAGGUGUCUAGCUUCGAUGAUCUCAUGCAAAUCGUAAGGAAUAAAUUAGAGUGUUUACAAUUUAUUCCUGAUGAAGAAUUGCGGAUUCAGUACAAGGACGAUGAGGAUACUUUCGUCAACUUGCGCCUUGGAGAUUCGCUUCACGAUGCCUUAAGAUGUGCCCAACCAGUGUCUGGUACAACAUUCAGAAGGCUAAAAAUCAAAAUCCAGUGGCAGCCAGAAUCAACUCCAGAAAUUAUAUCCAUCAAGCGACGUGAAAUUACAGGACGUGAGAUAAUCGGCGAAACUGAGCUGGUGUCACAGGUGCAGAAUCCAAAAAGCGGCUGUAAUAUUUAAUGUGGAAAAAUCUAAUUUUUCAACGGCUUCAGUUGCUGGAAUGAGUGCGCUAGGCUCUAGUGAAUGUUUCUCCACGGACAACAAGUUUACCAGCAGGUCGCCACCACAUAAACAUUAGGCUGAUUUAACAACAGGACGGGAACGUCAGUUGACGACGGGAAAGCGCGCGGAAAGGACUAAACACGACUUCCGGUGCUCAAUUUGCCGCUCUGCCAUUGGUCAAGGUAGUUCUUCGAUUUGCGCGCGCCGUUGUCAACUGACGUUCCCGUUCUGUUGCUAAAUCAGCCUAACAACAACGAGUUGACGCGUGGCCCGAUAAAUCUGCAAACAGUAGCGAAGGAAUCGCAACACUAACAGUCAAUUCUUCUGAUGAUAUAAAUCGCCGUUAG
This is a messenger RNA of Porites lobata, 800 nucleotides long. The record is from the annotation of a GenBank genome assembly. NCBI's taxonomy places the organism in Eukaryota, Metazoa, Cnidaria, Anthozoa, Scleractinia, Poritidae.